Messenger RNA from Peniophora sp. CBMAI 1063, 3114 nucleotides. Lineage: Eukaryota; Fungi; Basidiomycota; Agaricomycetes; Russulales; Peniophoraceae. The record is from the annotation of a GenBank genome assembly.
AUGUCUUCCACAACCGACUCAAUGAGCCUUCUCUAUGUCGACAAUCCGGAGCCCGAAGAACCUGUCCCUGCCACGGGCCCCGCACCACCAGAGGCAUAUAUACCACGUGCUGGAAGCGAAGAGUUAUUCGAGUACUCAAAUAUGGCACCGGAGGGUUAUGUUCCCAGCGAUGCAUCUCCUGCCGUACCCACCUUCCCGGAGCCCUACAUCGCGGCCACCCCAGAAGUCAAACGACGAUCUACCACACAUGCGUCGUCUCACUCUAGCCUGUCUUCUGAUCCUCCGCCUCCACCGCCCGAUGACCCACAGCGUCAGUCUCUGGUUCGCACCUCUGCCAUCUCGCUAGAUGCCACGGCUCGUUCUGCAUCCGGCCAUCGCCGCCGCCACACGCAGACGUCAACAUACAAUCUAGAUGAUAUCCUGCAAGCAUUUGCAAGCUCGCAUCAUGACUCGAAGGAUAUGCGACGCUCCCUGAAGGCUGCUAUGCAGAAGCUGGAACAGGCUAAGCAGCGUGCUGACCACGCUGACCAUAUAGCCGCCCAACUGGCCGGGCGUGUGAACAAGGUCGCGGGUCAGAAGUCCACUGCCGCCCGUGAAGCGUCUGCGGCUCGAGAGGAGUUAAACCUUUACAAGGUCCAGUACUCGAAUGCUCAGCGCGAGCUCGAGCGGGGUAAUCGUGCAUUGCACGACUCAGAGGCGCGUCGAGAUGAAGCGGAAGCAGCCGCCGCACGAGCUCGGGAUAGAGCUCGGGAUAUGCGCACUCAACUCCUCGUCGAGCGUGCUCGGGAAGAAGGUCGGCGAGCUGGUCUGCAAGAGGGACUUCGACUAUAUCGAGGGCGUCGUUACGUCCACGAGUACGACGAAUACACUGAGGAUGUAGAGGAGGUGAUGGAGGAUAUUCUCACACAGCAGAAUGAGCCCGUCCGCUCGGAAUAUACGCCGCGUUCUCAACAAGAUGCUGUGCCUCCGACGCGUCGCUCAACACGCAGUACUCAACGUACACCACGCCCUCCCCAACAACCUCAAUACACACCCUCCGACCGUACCGACUCACGUCCGAUCCUGAUGCAGGGAGACGGUCCCACGCCCGAGUCGUUCUUCGCGGAGACGCCCACGCCAGCACCCAGAGAGGAGUACGUACAGGAUACCACCGAGUCGAUGUCGACCGACACGACGAGUACAUUACCACUUGCUCCUCCUCCGGUUCUGGUCAUUCCACCACAACGCAUGUCUACCAUCCAUGAAGUGCCAUCAAGAGGCUCCAUGGUUUCUAGCGUGCCCACGAUCAUGCGUGACGAGCCUCGGACUUCUUCUAGGUCUUCGCGUCGAUCGGGCGUUCGUAGCCAGCCUCCGCCGCCUAGAGAGCGAACACCCAGCCCCGCUCCUACCGUACCUCUCGAACCCCAUGAGAUUCCUCAAUCACCAAACACCGCUUUUGCGCCUCCGCCGGGAGCUAUUAACUAUGCGGCCGUAGCUGCCGCAGGCCAGGCUCGUUCCCUGAGCCCUGUCUUCGGCAUCCCCCCUCUUGAACAUCCUCCUCCCUUCCACCCGAGGGCGAAUCCAAACGUGCAACCUCAACCAUUCAUUCCGAGCGCUCCUCCCUCUCCGCGAGGCUCAAUGUAUGGCGUCGGUUCUCCCAAUAUGACGACGAGAGAGCUACAGCAGAGCUUUAGGGAGAGUCGGGCAGGCUCGCUAAGCGGUUCAACCCGUCCCUCGUAUCCUCGGGUCCAGCCUCCAAAUCCCAUACCACCUCGCUUCACGCCAAGUCCGCAGAUGCCCGCACCUCUUGCACCUCAGCCUCAGCGCCAAGCUCCGUCGUUCACUCAGCCGCGCCCGUCCUCGUCAACUGGCACCAUUCCACAACCAUUUAUCCCCCCUCCUUCAGAGGCGAUGUCGAGUCGCCACGGUCAUCGACGUAGCCAUUCUGCAAACAUACCACCGUCAACUCAAGAGGUGCAGCGUCCGCAACCCCCUCCCUUUCAUCCGCGCCACGCUCCUGGCUCGAUGGUACGACGCUCGACGUCGGGCGGGGUACCAAUACAGAUCUCUGUGGAGUCUCCUUCCGAUCCUGGCAACACGCCCACCCCUGCGUCUCAACCCGCCGAUGAACCCAAUCAGAGCAGAGAAUAUCUGAGCCCCAGACAUAUGCCGACGACGCUUCCGGUUCGGACAUCUUCGACUUCGUCGUCUCAUGUUGUACCCUCCCCGACCUCAACCCCGCGCUCGGUUUCUAACCCACUUCCUCAACAUGCUCGACCUAAUCCAUCAGUUCCAGUCGCUGCUCCACUGUAUGGUCAACAACCCGACCCCAACUCGUACUAUGGACGUCAACCGCCGCCUGUGGUCCCGUCAACAGGAACUGCACGUCGCGGUCCCCCACUACGCCAACCGGUUGCCCCUGUCGUACCAUCAUCAUCGAGUGCAAGUUCUCGACCACAACGUUAUCCGCCCAGGGUCUACGAAUCACAGUCUCCGGAAGAUACGCGUCCACCUGCGGCUGCGACUUCGCGUAUGUACGGCGCCCCUACGCGCUCAGCGUCCAUGGGUGCGCCGCCGCCGAGCAACACUGUUCCAAUCGUGGUUCCGCCACCAGGUUCUGGUCGUUCCCCUCGCCUCGCAAAUGGCCCUCUGCCGGGUCAACCCGCAAUAGUUCAGGCCGGGGAGAGCGCACAGGCUCGGCCUGCGGCGUACCGAGGGCAGCAGCCCGUUCCCAUCCCACCGCGCCACGGAAGUCCCGCGCCGCUCAUGGUCCCGUCCCCCGAAAUUCGCGGCGCGCCGCUCUAUGUGCCGUCCCCGGAAGCCCGCGUCGCGGCACUGGGAUCCUCGUAUGCAGGCGCCACACCGAGAAUGGGCACAAACGGACUUUCGCAGGAGCAGGGUGGAUAUAUCCCGCGCUCGCCCACAGGCUCUUUCUCAAAUCUGGCACCGCCCAGCCCGCGCGGACCGCAUGCCAAUCCGUUGUUCACGCGUUUCGACCGCAAUUCGAUGGAGAAUAUGGGGGAUAUGAGCCAAGUCGCGUUGGCUACCGCUACGCAGCCACCUGAGGAAUCUGCGACCAACGUUCUGACUAGGGGUCUUAGGAACGUGUUCGGUGGCCGUGGAAAACGCAGGUAA